CGGGUUCGCCAGACUGCCUCUGGCAACCGAAUAUAAGCUGUCGCUCCAGCAUCCAUAGUCAGUCUUGUAGGCUGUGUCUGUCAAACCGAAAUUGCAUUUUAAACAUGAAAGUCCUUGUGCUGGUCUUAUCAAUCGCCUCAGUGGUUAUCGCUCAAGAAAUCCAAGCAGUAGUGAAAAUUCUACCGCAUAAUGCAUCAUCGACGGUAACUGGAACAAUUAAGUUCGUUCAGAGUAAGCUUGAUGGACCUGUCAGUGUAACUGGAACCAUUACUGGCUUGAAAAAAGGCAAGCAUGGAUUCCAUAUUCAUGAGAAAGGAGAUCUCAGUAACAACUGCACCUCUACGGGCGGACACUUCAAUCCAAAAAAUAUGGCCCACGGCGCUCCAUCAGACAGUACGAGACAUGUUGGAGAUCUUGGCAAUAUUGAAGCUAACGACCAAAAUGAAGCUACCAUUCAUAUCGUCGAUAAAGUUAUCUCCCUGACAGGACCCAAUAGCAUCAUUGGGCGCGGGGUCGUCAUUCACUCCGAUGUUGAUGACCUUGGGAAAAAUCAGGACCAAGGAUCAAAAACCACUGGCAACGCUGGCGACCGACUGGGAUGUGGUGUUAUCGGUAUCAUGUCACCGGUGGGAAGUCUUCCACGUUCAUCAGCUGCAUCCAUGUCCUUUUCUGUAGGCAUUAUUCUAUUGAUAGUCGUGUCCGUUUUUGGUUGACAAGACUAAAAGAAUCCUCCUACCUAAAACCUAUAUCAACGUCAUCAAAUCUAUAGAGAAGAUCCAAAGACGAUUAAUUUAUAUAUGAUAUGUUACUUAAGUUAUGCAUUUUUAUAACUUUCAGUAUUUAUAAUUACCAACUUUCUGAAGAUUUUCUAAUUAUUUAAACGUUUUAAGGGAUACCUUAGUCAUUUGAUUAGUGUACAUGGCCGAGUUGCAUCAAAUUCUAUUAUAUAUUUGAAGCCCAGGAUAAAAAUGUUUUUGUGAAAAUUUAUUCGCUAAAUGAUUGUUAAGUGGUGGUAUGGAGAUUAGGCUAGCACAAUCGGCUCUCAGACCGUUUGUCCUAGUGACUGUGUGGUACUUAGCAAUUGUAUAUAUCAUUUUUUUUUUCGCCAACAGCAUUUGGUAAUGUUGGAAACUUUUCUUUCUUUUUUAAAAGAAGAAUAUAGUUUUGAUGUUUGUGUAGACUUAUUUUGUAGUUUCCGAGCAAUAAAUAGAGCUUUUCAUCUGA
Messenger RNA from Fopius arisanus, 1224 nucleotides. Its product is annotated as superoxide dismutase [Cu-Zn] 1. Gene Ontology annotation, biological process: superoxide metabolic process. The coding region runs from base 105 to 713 and encodes 202 amino acids. Gene Ontology annotation, molecular function: copper ion binding. The record is from RefSeq and is a predicted model, not a curated record. NCBI's taxonomy places the organism in Eukaryota, Metazoa, Arthropoda, Insecta, Hymenoptera, Braconidae. The transcript has 5 exons.